Molecule: messenger RNA, 411 nt
Organism: Babesia microti strain RI
Lineage: Eukaryota; Apicomplexa; Aconoidasida; Piroplasmida; Babesiidae
Product: mitochondrial large subunit ribosomal protein, putative
Exons: 3
Coding region: 1-411 (136 amino acids)
Biological process (GO): translation
Cellular component (GO): ribosome; mitochondrial large ribosomal subunit
Molecular function (GO): structural constituent of ribosome
Source: RefSeq, a predicted model, not a curated record
AUGUUUUCAAAUGCAUUAAAUCUAGUCAAUUCUCCCACAUACAUAAAAUUUUAUAUACCCUUAUUUUACACUAAUCGUUAUCUGUCUGGUGCGAAUAAGUAUCACUUAUUCUGCAGCAGACGGGGGGUUGUGCAGGGGAGAUUCGUAAAAAAAACUAAUACAAACUCUCACAAUCUACCCUUUAAGGUACAAAGGACAUCCUCUGGUAAUUUGGCGGUUUAUCCAAAAAUUAGAUUGCACGGUACAGUUGUAUCAACGGUAGUUAGACACGUUUUCGGGGACAUAAAGACGUUCAAAGAGCAACUAAGAAUCAUCUGUGAGUCGCCUGUGAGAGAUCGCAUUGGUUGCCUAGAGGUCCAAGGUCUGCAUGUUACUAAAAUAAAAAAAUGGCUUGUUCAUUGCGGAUUUUAG